GCCUCAGUAUGAGGGCCGCCGGUGGCGACGGCGGGAGGCCCGGGCCGCUCCCGGUCCCGCUCCCGGUCCCGGUCCCGGUCCUGCCCCCGCUCCUGGUCCUGGUCCUGGUCCUGCUGCUGGCGCCGCCCCGCUGCCCCGCCUUCUACCUGCCCGGCCUGGCCCCCGUCAGCUUCUGCGAGCCCAACAGGGAGGACGACGCCUGCAAGUCACUAAUUGAACUGUUUGUGAAUAGACUGGACUCGGUGGAAUCCGUUCUACCAUAUGAAUAUGAUGCCUUUGAUUUUUGUCAAGAUUCAACAGAAAAACGACCUUCUGAAAAUCUCGGACAAGUACUCUUUGGAGAAAGAAUAGCAUCAUCACCAUAUAAGUUUACUUUUAACAAACCAGAAACAUGCAAGAAAGUUUGUGUAAAAUCCUAUGAUCCAGCAAAUGAUGCUGAAAAGAAUAAACUGGCCUUUUUGAAGAAAGGAAUGCAGUUGAACUAUCAGCAUCACUGGAUUAUUGAUAAUAUGCCUGUAACGUGGUGUUACGAUGUGGAAGAUGGACAAAAAUACUGUAACCCAGGAUUUCCAAUAGGAUGCUUUGUUACUCAAGAUGGUCGAGUGAAAGAUGCUUGCAUUAUCAAUUCUGAGUUUAACAAAAAGAAUACUUUCUACCUCUUCAAUCAUGUCGACAUCACUAUUACGUAUCACAGUGGGGCAGAUGAAAAUUGGGCUGGAGCACGACUCGUUACUGCACGACUUGAUCCCAAAAGCUAUAAGCAUACUGAUGAAAACAAACUAAGUUGUGAAGGACCCCCUAUGGAAAUCCCUGGAGAAUUUUCGAAUAAAUUGAAUUUGAUCUACAGCUACUCUGUGAAAUUUGAAAAAAAUAAUGACAUAAAGUGGGCUUCUAGGUGGGAUUACAUUUUGGAAUCGAUGCCUCAUACCAACAUUCAAUGGUUCAGUAUAAUGAACUCCCUCGUAAUUGUUCUUUUCUUAUCUGGGAUGGUGGCUAUGAUCAUACUGAGAACACUCCAUAAAGAUAUUGCCAGAUACAACCAAAUAGAUUCUUCUGAAGAUGCCCAAGAGGAAUUUGGCUGGAAGCUGGUUCAUGGCGAUGUGUUCAGACCUCCAAGGAAGGGAAUGUUGCUGUCUGUCUUUUUGGGUCAAGGGACACAAAUUUUCAUCAUGACAUUUAUUACUUUAUUCCUGGCGUGCCUUGGUUUUCUCUCUCCUGCCAACCGAGGUGCUUUAAUGACCUGUGCCGUCGUACUAUGGGUACUACUGGGAACACCUGCUGGCUAUGUGUCUGCUAGAAUGUAUAAAACAUUUAGAGGUGAAAAAUGGAAGACAAAUGUUUUACUGACAGCUCUGUUGUGUCCUGGUAUUGUCUUUGCUGAUUUCUUCAUCAUGAAUCUUAUUCUUUGGGUGAAGGGAUCAUCAGCUGCUAUUCCCUUUGGGACUCUGGUAGCUAUCCUCGCAAUGUGGUUUGGAAUUUCCGUACCGUUAACUUUUGUUGGUGCAUACUUCGGAUUCAAAGAUAAGCCAAUUGAGCACCCUGUACGCACAAACCAGAUUCCCCGACAGAUUCCAGAGCAGUCCUUCUUUACAAAGCCAUUACCUGGCAUCAUCAUGGGUGGCAUCUUGCCUUUUGGUUGUAUUUUUAUUCAGCUGUUUUUCAUUCUGAACAGUAUUUGGUCUCAUCAGAUGUAUUACAUGUUCGGCUUCCUUUUCUUAGUAUUUAUAAUUCUUCUGAUUACGUGUUCAGAGGCUACAGUCCUGCUCUGCUAUUUCCAUCUAUGUGCUGAGGAUUAUCAUUGGUGGUGGAGAUCAUUCUUAACUAGCAGUUUUACAGCUGUUUACCUUUUUAUCUAUGCAGUUCAUUACUUCUUCUCCAAGCUACAAAUAACAGGAACUGCAAGCACUAUUUUAUACUUUGGAUACACGAUGAUCAUGGUCUUGAUUUUUUUCCUUUUCACAGGGACGAUUGGAUUUUUUGCCUGCUUCUGGUUUGUUAGUAAGAUAUACAGUGUUGUGAAGGUGGAUUGAAGAAUUCAAGAAAUCCUAGAAAUAUCUCUCCCCUGCUGUUGGACACAUAUAUUUUUUUUUACCAUGUACCUUGUAUAAUUAUUUUAAAUUUAAAAAGAAAGCUGAGCAGCAGUUUAUAUGGCACAGAACGGAUUUUUAUGGAAGAUAAGCAUCAGCAAGCAGAUUUAUGUCAGUUAUACACUUUCUUGGAAAAAAAAUCUAGUCAUUUGCAAAUAUCAAGGAGUAAAUUUAAAAUAGUUGAACAAGGAUUAAACACAAUUCAAAUUAGAAACUCGUCAUUUAUUUCCCUCCUUUUUGUUUAGAGCAACAGAUUAUUUAAUCAAAAUAUGUCUGGUAAAUCUUAUGUAAAGUGUGAAUUUUUUUAAAAUUUGAAAUUAUGUACAGAAUAUACUGCACUUUCUUUACAGCUAGUUUAUCAUUUUGCAAUUGAAAAUCCAUUUAGCAUAACGUAGAAUUUAUUAAAUACCAAAUACUGCUGUUUUUGUUCAAAUAAAACCACACGCCUUCACCUGA
Tachyglossus aculeatus (Australian echidna) is the source of this 2543-nucleotide messenger RNA. RefSeq names its product transmembrane 9 superfamily member 2-like. The record is from RefSeq and is a predicted model, not a curated record. Bases 9 to 2030 code for a protein of 673 amino acids. NCBI's taxonomy places the organism in Eukaryota, Metazoa, Chordata, Mammalia, Monotremata, Tachyglossidae. Gene Ontology annotation, cellular component: membrane. The transcript has 17 exons. Gene Ontology annotation, biological process: protein localization to membrane.